This is a messenger RNA of Cylindrotheca closterium, 1623 nucleotides long. Lineage: Eukaryota; Bacillariophyta; Bacillariophyceae; Bacillariales; Bacillariaceae. The record is from the annotation of a GenBank genome assembly.
AUGUUCCCGGCAGCAAGGAACAGCAUUCGCCGUUGGGGUGAUCACUAUGAUACCAAAAUUCCCAUACCCAUUGCUGUUACUCUUCAUAACUUUCUGUUAAAUCCCCCGUCAUCCGCUGGGAUCCGGUCGUCAUCUUCUAUUGAAGAUUUGCUGACAUCUUCCACCAGUAACACAGCUUCUGCCAAAUCUUCCUUUGGCCGAGUCGAACACAAUCGCAAUCUGAUUCCUCCUAUAACAUUGGAAAUUGUGGUUCACGACAAUCAAGUCGUUUUUUCGGAAACUUCGCAAAGGGUGCAUCCAUCUUGGGAACAUUUGGACGAACGAAUUAAUUUGCAAGGUGAAUGGUGGCUACACUACAAUGGCAGCAAGACAGAUGGCAAUAUCAAGAAUCCAACAAAUGCUGGAGUGUACAAGACUAUGAAGCUAAGGUUUCUGUUGCCCGAUGGCAAGUUGUUUUUGGAAAUUCCCCUUUACCCAUCUGAGUUACACAAACUUGAUUCCGAAGAAACUCCGGACCGAUUGCCGCCCAAUGCGUGCUUUGUCUACUUUUCCGACGGAUCGACCCGGCUGCCCGAAUCCAUUUUUCAAUUGCUUCUGGACCAACGAAUGACCAAGCCGCCACCGAUUGAAGACUUUUCUCGAUUUGAGGAUGACGUCUUUUCGACCUUGGAUGUGGUACCCGAGUCACCGAAACCCAACUGCAGCUCAUCUCCAUCCGGUCGGCGUGGAAGAGCCGAUUCUCUCUUGGACGUGGAACGAGAACCAAGCAGUGUGCUGCUUCAGCAAUCGUCGGCAGCUGGGUCCUUGCUGGAUUCUGCUGCCGGCACUGGGCCCUCGGGUUUUAUCUUUGAGCAUUCCGAACAAGAAGUACUACAGCACGAUCUGAACAAGGAGGCGAUGUCGUUGGAGGAACAAAUUGAACGAGAAGAGAAGCUAUUCCGAGAAGAGUUGGAACACUUGGAAAAGGAAAAAGAAUCCCUUUCCAACAUGGUUCAGACCGCCCAGAACUUGCAAUCGCAAACGGAUCGUCUCAAGACAGAAAUUAUGAUUCAAUCGCAGCACGUUCAUCGAGCUAAAUUCGCAAGGGAUGCGCAAUCCAUACAUUGGUUUCGAGAUUUGCACCAAUGGGUUUACCCGAUUACCUUGGAUUCGCAAAAGGGUUUCUUGAUUCGCAAUUUGCGGCUUCCAGUCGACCUCAAAACGACCGUGGUUCCAGAUGAAGAAUUGUCGGCAGCCUUGGGAUUUUGCUCGCAUUUGAUUUUUCUCAUGAGCAAAUAUUCGGGCAUUGGAUUGCGACACAAGGUCUAUUGUAACUCGUCCCGAUCGGCGAUUCAACAAGAUGGCGGUAACGGCGGGGACGGGGGCACUGGAGGAGGUUCCUCGUCUCCCGUUCUAUCCAUUGCGGCCAUGGCAGCCACAAGCAACAAUAGCCACAAUUUGUAUCCACUCUUUGCGGCACGAAACGUGGACAAAGAUCAAUUGGACAGGGGAUUGGGACUACUGGGGGAAAAUGCUAACUGCUUGCUGGAUAUGUUGGACGUUGACUUUACACCACAGUCGCAUAUUUUGAAACGACUGAGUUUGGUGUACGAUCACAUCUUGGCAAGCGGGCAUAUGACUUAA